Entrophospora sp. SA101 is the source of this 1989-nucleotide messenger RNA. The record is from the annotation of a GenBank genome assembly. Lineage: Eukaryota; Fungi; Glomeromycota; Glomeromycetes; Entrophosporales; Entrophosporaceae.
AUGCAAGAAACAAUUAACGCUAGCCUUAAUAAUAAAAUCAAUGACUUUAGCUCAUGCCAACACAUCAAAAGAUAUUUGGAUUCUGACGGAUGGUGCAAAAAAUGUGCACUAAAAAAUAAUAAAUGGACAAGUGGAAAUGUCCAUAUUGAUAAAUUUAUAAAGAAAACCCAAAAGAAAUCUAGUAAAUGGACCGAUAAUUUCUUGGAAUGGAUUCCAUUCGAAAACUUUGAAGCUAAAAGCUUAAAGAAAAUUGGCAGUGGAUGUUUUUCCAACAUUUAUCGUGCCACUUGGUUGGACGGUAAAAGAGUCAAAUCUGCAAAUAAAACUGUUUGUGCUCGAUCUUCUCCAAUAACCGUUGUUCUAAAAAGUAUUAAAAAUUCUGCAAAUAUGUCUGGAAAAUAUGUUAAAGAGAAAUAUUACAAAUGCACGUUGGUGAAAUCCAAAAAAUGUUCAAGUCAUUUUGUGGAAAUCUACGGAAUAACAUAUGACGUUAAAGCCGACGAAUACAUAUUAGUAACCCAAUAUUCCGAAUUUGGUAAUCUUAGAGACUUUAUCAAAGAAAACAAGUUCAGUAAUAUUAGUUGGUCGCAAAAACUUUGGUGGUUGUGCGACAUCACUUCAACUCUUGCCACCAUUCACAAAGAAGGUCUGUUUCAUGGAAAUUUACAUCCUGGCAAUAUUUUACAAAUUGGUGAUGACGUUAGAGAAACUCGAUCCACCCUUGUUGAUGUUGGAUUAUCAAUGCCUGCCAAUGAUAAUUUCGCUGAUUAUAACGAAGCCCUUGAUAAUAACGACGAUGAAGCAGCUGAAAAAGCAGAAAAUUACGAAAUAGGUCGUCAAUUCAAAAGUUCAAACGAAUUUAUCAAGAAUAUGGAUGAUUUCAAGGUGGAACUUGAACCCAAAGCCAUUUAUUCCAGCAGACAAUUUGAUUUCACUGAUUAUAAUAAUAUUAUUAUUACUAAUUAUGUUGAUGUAAAAUAUGAUAAUGUCAGAGAUAGUAGCAGUAGUGAUGUUAGGAGUAGAAGCGACAGCACAAGCAGCAGUGGCAGCAAAUCCAAAAAAACAAAUACAUUUACCAACUUCGCCGCCACAACCAACAAUACCACCGUCACUGAUACCGCUUCAAAUGCUGGCCCUACGAUGAAACUAUCAGAUAAACAAUUACUUGUGUUGCUUGGGAUGACUAUUGUAUCAUUGAACGGAUUGUGUGCAAGUUACGUUAUUAUUAGAACCCUGAAACGCUGGUGUGUUACUCGCACUUCUUUGCCAAUGGCUUUAAGGGUUCCUUUCUAUAUCACUAUGUCAGAACCAUGGCCAGAAAAUCCACAAUGUAAAAUAGUAGGCGGCCUAACUUUCUUCUUUGUAGCUUGCCAUAUGUUACUAGUGGAAUUAUUGGCAUUGUUCACCUAUUUAAGAGUUUGUCGUGGUAAAAGAAUUGAUUUGUCAAGAUUUGAUUGGAAAAUGUUCAUUUUGAUUUUUUCCAUUUCUUCGUUGCUUACUUUGAUCGGAAUACCGAGUUAUGGAUCUGGAAAAUAUUGGUGUUUUGCGACUAAUAAAAAAAGUAUUGCAGUGCCGGUUAUUUUAGUAAUAAUGACCUACACGGUAUUGGGAGCAACGUUAUUUUUUUAUAUAAUGACAAUUAGAAAAGUAAAUUCCGUUCUCCAAGAUACAAAUGUACAAUGGUCACCUUCAAGUGUUUAUGUGUUUGGUCAAAUCGUUGGUUAUGCACAUAUUUGGGUUUAUUUUGUAACAGAAAUGACGAUAAACUUGGGUGGUAUCCUCAACAUGAUACACAACAACGGCGAGAUUAACAAAUAUAAUAACUUAAACUCUGGCUCAGAUUCAGAUUCAAAUUCUUUAAUCACUGCCAAUUUAAGACAUGAUGGUGAUGCAGAUGGAGGUAAAGAUUUUGUUGUCGUGGAUCUUAACGGCAACAAGAAUGAGAAGAUGGAAGAGAAUUUAGAUAAUGAUAAAGAAAACAUUAAAUAG